AUGACCGACAUUCUCAUUACGCGUCCUACUCAGAGAGCACAGGGCUUGUACUCGUAUGGGCUUCCCCAGGCUUCCGUGGAAUACUUCGAAGCCGCUAUCAGGGAGAAGGCUGUCAAGCUCAACACCUUGGCAUCGAUGCAGGGUGCUACACUUGAGAACCUUCUCACCCUGCCCGCUGAAGCGUUCCGAAGCGAAGUGGGAACCGCAACCUGGCCAGCCUUGGGUGGUGCGCUUCUGCUUCCGCUCACAAAUAAAACAGUUGAUGUCAAGCUACUGGAUCGAUGCACGGGGACGGCGCGUCGCAGCGUCUGGCAUUCAAACCAAGUCAUGUACCUGGAGCAUGAGGGGCUUGCUGCCAUCAAUGGUAGUAUCCACUAUAUUUAUGCCCCCAUUGACUUGUCCGGCUAG
Messenger RNA from Purpureocillium lilacinum, 408 nucleotides. Lineage: Eukaryota; Fungi; Ascomycota; Sordariomycetes; Hypocreales; Ophiocordycipitaceae. The record is from RefSeq and is a predicted model, not a curated record.